Molecule: messenger RNA, 1317 nt
Organism: Pseudomyrmex gracilis
Lineage: Eukaryota; Metazoa; Arthropoda; Insecta; Hymenoptera; Formicidae
Exons: 3
Coding region: 674-1258 (194 amino acids)
Source: RefSeq, a predicted model, not a curated record
UUAUAUUUAUUUAUGUACAAUACAAAACAAAUAUGUAAAAUUUUCUACAAUUGUCUAUACAUAUGCGUUUUAAUAACACAUAUAUAAUCGUGUAUGGUACGUAUGACUAUGUAACUGUGUUUAGAAGCUGAUAUAUAUUAUGCGUUGUAUAUAUAUAUAUUGAUGUAUAUUAUCAUUUAGUGUAGUAUAUAUUAGAACGAUAUAUAGAUGCAUAGAGCAUAUAUAUUAGGGAUAUUUAAAAAACACAAAAACAGAAAGAGAGAAAGAAAAAACACUAAAAAAAGCAAACACAGUGUGAUUGUAUAUAUAGUCGUACAGAAUGUAUGUGAUUGUAUAUAUUAUUAGAAUGGAAAUUGGAAAUACGAUGAUAUGUAAUAUUUCGGAGAUAUUCUCAUAUCAUCUAGAUAAAGCUGAGGAUAGAACAGAGCAAAGAAAAGAACAAUAAAUUACACGAAGUACUUUUACACAUGAAGUUGCAGUAAUAAUGACCAGAUAAUAAAAAUGAAAGGUGCAACUUCAUACGUAUUCGCAUUUGCUUUUAUCGUCACUACACCGUUAAAUUUUGGUUUCUUUCGCUUUUGCAUAAAAAGAAGUGAUUUUUAAAUGUAACAUCGGCAUUCUCUUCCAUUUUGUAACUGAAAGUUGGACGUUCCGCGUUAACAACCUGAACAAAAUGCGCAGCCAACGUAUUGAAUUCGAACGUGAAUGGAGGACGAGAUCUGCGGAAACUGACGAACAGAAUUUUUCGCGAUGGGACGCUCAUAAGUCGACGACGGUGUACGAUUUAGUGUACAAUUACUUGCUCCAAUGCGCCGAGAGAGACAAAAAGUGUAAACAGCGAAACUGCGCGACCAAUAAAUUUCAGAGACAGCACGUGAGAAGAAGAGAAAUUGGCGGACGAGUCGCACCGACUCGAACGAAUUUCCGCGAUGAACGUUUCGAUGAAAAUAAAAGACAAUUCAAAUCGCGCGCGGAUAAAAACGCACUUUCCAGACGAAUAUUCCGAAGCUCGUCGAAGAAAAGUAUUGCCGAUUACACGAGAGCUGUUCGCGAUGGACGAAGGCAAGCGAAAUUGUACGUACGAGAAGCGCUUAUUUACGGUUUACAAUCUGGACUGUUGAUUUCGAAUGAUCGAAGAAACAAUAUACUACGUGUAUCGAAAAAGUUGGGAAUCUUUCCCACGAAAAGCGCGAAAGAAAACGAGGACGAUCGGUCGAGUGUCACAUCUAGAGAAUUUAAGUACAUUGUGCGAGACUGAUGAAAUUUGCUCGAUUGUAAUAAAUUUGAUUAACAAAUAAUUAGAACUGAUGAACAUCA